Molecule: messenger RNA, 715 nt
Organism: Entamoeba dispar SAW760
Lineage: Eukaryota; Evosea; Mastigamoebida; Endamoebidae
Product: phosphatidylinositol-3,4,5-trisphosphate 3-phosphatase and dual-specificity protein
Exons: 1
Biological process (GO): protein dephosphorylation; phosphatidylinositol 3-kinase/protein kinase B signal transduction; negative regulation of cell population proliferation
Cellular component (GO): cell projection; plasma membrane; nucleus
Molecular function (GO): protein tyrosine phosphatase activity; phosphatidylinositol-3,4,5-trisphosphate 3-phosphatase activity
Source: RefSeq, a predicted model, not a curated record
AUGACAAGUGUUAUAAGAGAAGCUGUUUCUAAAGCCAAAAGAAGAUACCAACAAUUUGGAUUUGAUUUAGAUCUUUCAUAUAUUACACCACGAAUUAUUGCUAUGGGAUUUCCAAGUGAGAAAUUUGAAGCUGCAUAUAGAAAUCCGUUAGUUGAUGUGUUACAAUUUUUUGAAACAUUCCAUAAAGGACAUUAUAAAGUGUACAAUUUCUGUAGAGAAAAACCGUAUGAUGGAGAACAUAAAAUUAAAGGAGAAUAUGAAUAUUUUCCAUUUGAUGAUCAUAAUGCACCAGAAUAUCAAAUUAUUCCACAACUUUGUAAAGAUGUAGAUGAUUAUUUAAAAGCGGAUGAAAGAAAUGUUAUUGCACUUCAUUGUAAAGCAGGAAAAGGAAGGACAGGAUUAAUGAGUGCAUGUUUUUUGGUUUAUAUGCUUGAUUCAUUAAAUGCACAUGAAGCGAUUGAUUUUUAUGGAACAACAAGAACAUUUAAUAAAAAAGGAGUUACGAUUCCAUCACAACUUAAAUAUAUUAAUUAUUGGAGUGCGGCAUUAAAAUAUAGAUUUAAUAUUGGAGAAAGAACAGUUAAAAUGGUUAAAAUUGAAAUGACACCAACACCAAGAAUUGGAGAAGAAAUUUUUGUAAAAGUAUCAACAUUUAAUGAAUUUGUAUGUGAAAAAUCACUUACAAAUAAUAGAAAAUUAACAUUUAAACCAGCUA